UGGAUUUUUAUCCGGGUUGGUUUUCUGGUGUUCGAAAAUGUGACAUAAUUAAAAAAGACCUGACGAGUGUGGCGCGUAAAUUAAAACAUCAACACGUUGUGGCAGGAUGGCUGAGGAAGUGGCUCAGUUUGACCGGACACAGUUGAAAGAGACGCUGUCUCGCUAUGCCGUGGAAAACCAUAAAGACGACUUGCUGUCUAUAUUAUAUGCAGAAGAUGAGACUCAGCAUUUUUCUGUUGUGAUAGACACUUUGACAUUAUUUGAAACAGACAUCGCUAUCUGUGAGGUCCUCCUUUAUAAACCAGUUCAGCUGUUACAGGUGUUUGACGAGGCCUUAAUUAAUGCCCAAGAAACUCUGCUCUCAACUCACUCUGCUCAUAAACAGAUGGCUAUGAAGAAAAACAUCCAUGCUCGUCUUGCAAGACUUCCCGUCUGUCCAGAACUGACCAGAACAUGUCUUCCCAGAAAUGCUGAUGUUGGAACCUUUCUGUCUGUAACAGUUACGGUUAUCCAGAGUGCUGCUAUAAAAGUUUUAGAAUUUGAGCGAGAAUUCAUGUGUACCAAGUGUAAACAGAUCUUCACUUACCAGGCAAAUAUUGAACAUUAUUAUAAUUUUAAAGCUCUGAAAUGUCAGAAUGACUCCUGCAACUCAAUGAAAUUGGUCUCUUUGAGUGACAAAGGAACUGUUCCUCUCAAAUGCAAAGACUACCAAGAAAUCAAGGUUCAAGAACAGGUGCAGCACCUCCUGCUAGGUACAAUUCCUCGUUCCAUGUGGGUUGUCUUGGAGAAUGAUUUGGUUGACAGUUGUAAAGCAGGUGAUGAUGUGACUAUUUGUGGAAUUGUCAUGCAUCGGUGGAGUCCUUUGAAUGUGGAUACAGUCUGUGAUAUAGACAUGUUCAUGAAAGCAAACCACAUUCUUGUGACAAAUGAGAAGAAAAAUGCUAUUGUAAUCUCCAAGGAGAUGAAAGAUGAAUUUUGGUCGUUUUGGAAAGAGUUCCAGGAUUAUCCUCUUACUGGCCGUAAUCAUAUCCUCACAAGCUUUUGUCCUCAAGUGUAUGGCUUGUAUGUGGUGAAGUUAGCUGUAAUUCUGGUCUUAAUUGGUGGUGUGCAGCGUAAAGACGAUAUUGGGACGGCAGUUCGAGGAGAGAUCCACCUACUCCUUGUUGGGGACCCAGGAACUGGCAAGUCACAAUUCUUGAAAUAUGCUGCAAAACUAAUGCCACGUUCAGUGUUGACAACAGGGAUCGGAAGCACGAGUGCAGGACUUACUGUGGCUGCAGUAAAGGAUGGUUGCAACUGGAUGCUGGAAGCUGGUGCUUUGGUUUUAGCUGAUGGUGGUGUUUGUUGUAUUGAUGAGUUCAACAGUAUCCAAGAAGCUGAUAAAGCCAGCAUUCACGAAGCGAUGGAACAACAAACCUUGAGCGUGGCCAAAGCUGGAAUGAUCUGUAAGCUGAACACAAGAACAACUAUAAUAGCAGCAACAAAUCCGAAAGGGCAUUAUGAUCCAGAACAGUCAAUCUGUGUGAACAUAGCUUUAGCAAGCCCCCUGUUGAGUAGGUUUGAUUUGAUUAUGGUGCUUUUAGACAACAAAAAUGAAGAAUGGGACCAAGUAGUGUCCAGUUACAUCCUCAAUGGUAGUAAGGCAACAGGGAAAUUGACUGAGGCAUCAAAACAUUUAUGGAACAUUGAGAAGAUACAGACAUAUUUAUCGCUGGUGAAAGAUAUCAACCCUGAACUGUCAGAUAAUGCCAGUAGAGUACUCCAAGCUUAUUACCGUGCACAGAGGAGCGCAGAUGAUCGGAAUGCUGCACGAACAACAAUGCGCCUCUUACAGAGUAUUAUUCGGCUUUCUCAAGCUCAUGCCCGCCUCAUGCUUCGAGAUGUUGUCACAGUUCAAGAUGCUAUUGUUGCUGUUGUUCUUAUGGAAUCAACAAUGGAGGGAGCUGCCUUACUGGGAGGUGUCAAUGCCCUUCAUGCUGCUUUCCCUGACAAUCCAGAAGAGGAACAUAAAAUCCAAGCCCAAAUGGUGUUAAAAUUACUUCAAAUAGAAGAAUUGAUGGACCAUUUGACCGAAGUGGAAGCUGGUUCUUACUUGACGAAAAGCAACACGACAUUCCAGCCUUUCGCAAGUGAGACAUCAUUCAACCUCUCUCAUACAAGUGUCAUUGAAAACGAAGCAGGCACAAGUUGAAACUCAAACAGGAGACACAGUUUCCUUGGUAAUUCUUACCAAGCUUCAAACAUGACUUACCAAAACAUUUGGACAUAUUUUAACCCUUUAGUAUUUAAACCGGCCAUAUCCGGCCAAAAUAACUAAUCUGUUUUAUGUUCAAACUGACCAGAUCCAGGCUCUCACACCUACCCUACAAUGUUAUUCUACAUUAAGUAAU
This is a messenger RNA of Octopus sinensis (East Asian common octopus), 2390 nucleotides long. RefSeq names its product DNA helicase MCM9-like. Gene Ontology annotation, cellular component: MCM complex; nucleus. Bases 107 to 2191 code for a protein of 694 amino acids. Gene Ontology annotation, molecular function: ATP binding; single-stranded DNA helicase activity; single-stranded DNA binding. Lineage: Eukaryota; Metazoa; Mollusca; Cephalopoda; Octopoda; Octopodidae. Gene Ontology annotation, biological process: double-strand break repair via homologous recombination; DNA replication. The record is from RefSeq and is a predicted model, not a curated record. The transcript is spliced from 19 exons.